AAUGUUAAAAGUGGGCCCCGAUCGGCUUUUACUCCCUUUGGGAAAUCCUACACAAUUCUGCGCGCGAAAGACCCACCCUCGGUGAGGCGCGAAAGCCGAGAAGCUUAGACUCAAAGCCUCGCUGACAAAUCAAGAGAUGACUCCGCAUUUAAAACCUUCCCGAAUAGGAACGCGCCAGAGGCCGGAAGCUACGCCACGUGACCAAUCCUACUCCGCGGCCAUUCCUAGUGAGGCAGUAGGCACCGCCUCUGUCACAUUUCCUAGCUCCUACAGCGCGGGACCGGGCGGAAACGUGCGACAAGAGGCGGUCCCACCUAGCUUCGGAGUGUCACUAGAACUCGCGUCUUUUCCAGCAAUGCUUUGCAAGUACUUCACCGCAAAGAACAGCCGCAGACUUCCGCCUGGGUGCCAACCACGUGAUCACGCGAGCGUUGGAGAGGCGUAGCCUAAAUUAUACAGAUCUGUGAUUGAAGAUGUCAUUAAUGAUGUGAGAGACAUCUUUCUGGAUGAUGGCGUGGAUGAACAAGUGCUGAUGGAACUAAAAACUUUAUGGGAAAACAAACUAAUGCAGUCCAGGGCAGUAGAUGGAUUUCAUUCAGAAGAGCAGCAGCUUCUACUGCAAGUUCAACAGCAGCAUCAACCCCAGCAGCAGCAGCAUCACCACCAUCACCAUCAUCAGCAAGCUCAGCCUCAGCAGACGGUACCUCAGCAAGCGCAGACCCAGCAGGUCCUUAUUCCUGCAUCACAGCAAGCCACAGCACCACAAGUUAUUGUUCCAGAUUCUAAGUUGAUACAGCAUAUGAAUGCAUCAAACAUGAGUGCUGCUGCUACGGCUGCUACCUUAGCACUUCCUGCAGGUGUGACUCCUGUUCAGCAGAUACUAACAAAUUCAGGCCAGCUUCUUCAGGUGGUCAGAGCAGCCAAUGGUGCCCAGUAUAUCUUUCAGCCUCAGCAGUCAGUGGUUCUACAACAACAGGUGAUACCACAGAUGCAGCCUGGUGGAGUACAAGCCCCUGUUAUACAGCAGGUACUGGCUCCUCUUCCUGGAGGGAUUUCACCACAGACAGGUGUCAUCAUCCAGCCUCAGCAAAUCUUAUUUACAGGAAAUAAGACUCAAGUUAUACCUACGACAGUGGCAGCACCUACACCAGCCCAAGCACAGAUAACUGCAACUGGCCAGCAGCAACCACAGGCCCAGCCUGCUCAAACACAAGCUCCAUUGGUCUUACAAGUUGAUGGAACUGGGGAUACAUCGUCUGAAGAAGAUGAAGAUGAAGAAGAAGACUAUGAUGAUGAUGAGGAGGAAGACAAAGAGAAAGAUGGAGCUGAAGAUGGGCAGGUGGAAGAAGAGCCCCUCAAUAGUGAAGAUGAUGUGAGUGAUGAGGAAGGACAGGAACUCUUUGACACAGAAAAUGUUGUUGUAUGCCAGUAUGAUAAGAUACACAGAAGUAAAAACAAAUGGAAAUUUCAUCUCAAGGAUGGCAUUAUGAAUCUUAAUGGAAGAGAUUAUAUAUUUUCCAAAGCCAUUGGAGAUGCGGAAUGGUGAAGAGUUGCUUUUUUUCUUUUAUAAAUAAAAGAAACUUAAAAAAAGUUUAAAGUGGACAGUUUGAAACUUGGGGCAUAUGCCACCCAAAACUUCAUUUCUGCAUGUCAGAAAAGUGCAGUAGAAGCAAAGCUACUGGAACAAAGAUAGACCUUGACAACAUAGACACUACUUACUGGCAAGCCAUGGAACUGUAGCACCUGGGGUUGUUGGGUGGGAGGGUUGGGAUUUUGUGUAGGAAAACCAUAAUUGUUGAUUUUAAAUACAGGUACCUGCCACCGGUAAUUAGCAUGUAAAGCUUUGUCUAUAUUCCUUCCUCCAACUUGGGUUCAAUCAGAAGAUACUUGUUGGAAUGAACUGAAGAAACUUCGGUUUUGAUAGAUUGAACUGAAACUGCUUAUUGUAUGUGGUUAUAUUUGGUAAAAGUUGCGUGUGAGCUUUUUACAAAAGGGUAAGAAUUGUGUUGAAUUUUAAUUCACUUGUAUAAGAAAACGAUUUAAAACUCUCAUAAUAGGUCUUAAAUAUUUUUACUUGCUAUUCUCCCUCAGUGAUAUAUACCUCUUCCUUUCCAGCUUUAUGAAACAUCUAUUUAAGAUUUAAAGUUAUCAGUGAUCAUAGUUUGGAGAUAAAAUUUGACCCAGGAAUGAAUAUUUAUUUUAAUUAGGUUUUCAUACUUACUAAAUGUAAUUAAAGACUUGGGUCUUGUCUGAGUUCGGUGGAAUUGAAACGACAACUUUAAUUUCCUUACAGAAAAACUUAAUUUGUUUCUUUUAGUGCCACACCUUAAAAAGAAACCCCAAACUAGCUCCUCAGGAAUAUAGUUUUAUUUUGCAAGCAUACCAUCUAGCUGAAACUGUAUACACAUGAAUAUAUGUAGACUUUUCCUGUUGGGCUGAAGUGUGUGCUUAUAAAUGUGUUUAGUUUUUAAGCUAAACAUCCAGUGAACAGUCUGUGCAUUGAUUAGCAUAGGGCAGGUGGUGAGGACCUGGAUUUUUAUUAAACAAUUUAGUAAUUAUAAAAGUUUCUUGUGUUUACUAGUAAAGAAUUUUAAAAAUCUAUUCUAAUUCAACAAGUUUCUAAAAUCAACUUUGUAAUUUGAGGGGAAAAUUUGGGGGGAAGAGGUGGGUGGGCCACUAAGUUACCUCUCUUUCAUUUGGUGGCCCUUCCAGGCCAUUGAAAAUAAAGACGUUGGCUCCAGUUUGCACAUCGGGAAGAAAGCAUAGAAAUUUGACUUGUAUAUUAAAAAUAAUAGAAAUGUAAUAUGUAUAUUAAGAAUGCAUAGGUCUGUAUUCUGUAAGGGGCUCUGAAGAACAAUAUGGCACUGCUGUGUUCAGUGUGAAUUCGCUGCCUGGGAGAACUGCAGGAAUGCUUGUCUUCACCAUUGUGUUCUUACAACGAAUUCAACUUUCCAUGGUUUAUCUUGACAAAAUUUACAUGUGUUUAGGUUACUUGUAUAUUGAUAUAUAUUUUUUAAUCUUCAGUUUUUGUCUUCCUUUUGCCUUUGUGUUUUCAGAAGUAACACAUAAACACUUUUUCAAGUACAUUACAAAGAAGAAAACUGUGAGCUACUAUAUAGUGUUUCUUUUUUAACACAAAUCUUUUAACUUUAAAAAAAGGCAAAAAUUUUUUUUUCAACUUCCCACCCAGCUUACCACCUUGAUCUCUUUAAAUUAUGUUCUAAACUUUGGUGUAAAUGGUGGUGUCUAGCAUGCUAGUAGUUAGAUUUUAUUUAGCUGCCAUAACUGGUAAUACAGUUUUUAUUUUUACUAUAUUAAUUAGUUUUUUGAGGGGAAGUUUGUUUAUUCUGCAACUCUCAAAGCACACAGAGGUUUUAGAAUAUAUAUUAUUAUUAAUGAGACUGAGAGAAGAGAAAAUGGGAGGGAGUAACAUCACAGAAGUCCUGUUGUUCAGCUGUUCUUCAGUAUAGUUGCUAGUAGGUUUGUAUUUACUCAAUAAAGAAGUCAGUGACCUGAACUACCUAUAAAAAUUCAGCAGUGCUGCAGUAUUGCUUAAGUGAAACCCUUUGGCUAUCUAGUAGUUUUUAUGCUACUGAAACUUGGAUUACUGUAUGAUGCUCAGCUUGUCUUGGGCCCUUUAUGUAGACAUUCAUAUUCAUAGUAGCGUUGUUUACUGGCCUGUUUUAUAACUUUAUUUUUCAAAUAUUAACAACCACUGCUUUCAGAGUAGUUAUUUUGUUAUUUUUGAAGCAGGAAAUAACCAUUUGUAUUGGCACCUGUGUAUUGCAUAUUAAUUAUGGUAUACUUGGCAAAUGCUUUUCUUUUACCUGUGAAAAUUCUGAAGGCUGGUCCAAGCUACAUUGCAUACCAAAUUGUGCUCUUACAUAUUAUUUACAUUGUGUCCUUUUUAAUUAAAUAGCAUGUUUUAGUUUUAUUAUAGUAGCUUUUGCUGUAAGAAUGUCACUUGCUUAUCUUUUAUUGUACUUGAAUUCUUAAUCAUGCUUUUAACAUUGUAUUUAACAAAUCAUUUCGUAUUAGGUUCCAUUGAAAUGUCAUUCCUUUGAAAAGGCAAGGGAUUUCCACUUUCAGAAUUUUAAAAUGAAAGUAGCAUGUUUAUCUAAAGGCAGAAAAUAGUUCAGACUUGGUACUAUGAAAAUAAGUAAUGGUUUCUGGAGAGGAUUUGUUUAGAUUUGCACAGAUGGUGAUGGCACCUUUUACUUUAAAAAAUUAACAUUAAUCAACAGUGCUAAAGAAAAUUUACCCAAAAUUACAAGAUAAAACAUGGAAAUGUGUGCCUUUCAGUAUACAAACUCUUGCUUGGUGGUCUUUUGUGUAAUCAGACCAUUUGAAUGCCUGAGAGCAUGUUUAAUUUCUGUGGAGUGCCACAUAAUGGCUAAAACAACUCUUUAAUGUGCAAUUAAUUUCUAGAGUAAAAUGUCUGUUAUAUGAGGGGGAUCUUUAUAUUGGGCUUUUCUAUUUUUUAAAUGUUCACAUUUCUUUCUGUUAAUUAAAAUGCCAUCAUAAUGUCACAUUUACACUGUUGCCUCUUUUAAAAGCAAAGCCACUCUGUUCUAAGAUUACAUCAAGACUUGAGCAGUGUGUAGUAAUUAAAAUGUAUGCUUGCUGAGCAUAAUAGAUUCUGGUUUUAGGAAAUAACAUAUAGCUUUUAUAUGAAUAUUUUCUUUUGCUAUAGUGAAAAAGAUUUUUUUUUUUUUUUUUCCUGGCUUUUAUGGAGGAAUGAAAAGAGUUGUCUCCCUCUAAGAGUAAUUUUUGAUUCUCAUAGCAAUAAUGUCACCAUUCUUACCAGAGGGUGAAUACCCCUUGUAUAGGAAAACAGACGUAAUUUCCUUUUGGGAGUUCUCUUUAUGACUUAGCAUUUUCUUCCACUUGAGAAAAUUCCUGUUUUUCCGAUUAUUUCAUAUUGAACUUUUUUUUGAGCUUUUGUGCAAUGUAAUAGUUUAUUGAUCCAUCUUUGUACAUUUUCAUUUUAUUUCAUGUCUUUCUUCCAUCUACCUGUCAGAAUCAGCUAUAGCAGAUUUUGAAUUCUUUAGUAAAAAAUAGUUGCUUUAUUUGUUUCCUCAUGAGUUUGUUAAAUAGCUUUGCAUUUUAGUCCUCUAUUAUGCUAUGGAAAUGACUAUGAAGUUUAUAUUCUUCCCUUUUUAAGCCUGCCUUACUCUGUCUUUUGUCAUUGUCUAUGGUUUAAUGAAGAACACACCAAACUAACAUUUUUGUUUAUUUUGAGGAACAAAAAAAACUUUUUCUCUUCUCUUUUAAGGGAAGUUGCUACACAUUGAGUUAGUAACUACUCUUUCAGUCAAGGUUCCUUAAUAAGUCCGGUCUGUAUCAGGACUAUGAUUUGGGGGGCAGGGCUAAUCCUUUUUGCUGUUCUGAGCUACUAUUGUCAACUGCUGUUGUACAUACUGUUAUGUGUAAUGGCGUAAAUAUAUUUAUUAUGUUUGUAAAAUUCAUUGCAGAUCAAGGUUGCUCUUCUGUGAUAUAUGGGAUAUUAUGUUUUAAAGACCAUCUUGGAAUACAAUUAGAGAACUUAGUAUUUUGAUGUACUAAGACCUAUUUUAAGUUUAAUAUUCUACCUUUGCAAAAACUUUAAUUAAAGAUGUUAUUUAAAAAAAGUAAUGUUGCUUGCUUUGCUUACUAGUAUAUGGCAUUGUUAUAGAUAAUUGAAUAAAAUACAAUUUAGAAAGGAAAA
Molecule: messenger RNA, 5707 nt
Organism: Piliocolobus tephrosceles (Ugandan red Colobus)
Lineage: Eukaryota; Metazoa; Chordata; Mammalia; Primates; Cercopithecidae
Gene: GTF2A1
Product: general transcription factor IIA subunit 1
Exons: 9
Coding region: 533-1546 (337 amino acids)
Biological process (GO): transcription by RNA polymerase II; transcription initiation at RNA polymerase II promoter
Cellular component (GO): transcription factor TFIIA complex
Source: RefSeq, a predicted model, not a curated record